AUGGAUACGAUCCACAGCCAAUAUGGAGCGCAACCAGAUAGUCGCGAAUCACCCGCACUUGGUCGUCAAAGUCAAGGCUCACCGACCAGCUCCGGAAAACAGACACCAUCAUCGGAUGGAAAAUCCGAUGAUGCACAAAAAACUACUGAUGAACCAGCGCCUGUGCGAAAAACAGCAGGAUUGUCACCGAGAAGAAGCACUAGCGAAUCAUCAGGCGAGCAAUCACCGUCCAUUGCGACAAAGUCACGAUUCACUUGCACGAAGGUCGAGGAACCGAAAAUCAUCUUUCCAUCGCAUCAUGGUGAAUACAUGUUCAGAAGACUGUUCAUGCGGAAGCAUUAG
Molecule: messenger RNA, 342 nt
Organism: Strongylus vulgaris
Lineage: Eukaryota; Metazoa; Nematoda; Chromadorea; Rhabditida; Strongylidae
Source: the annotation of a GenBank genome assembly